UCUUGUCAUCUGUCAGUUUUUCUCAAUUCAAUUUUGGUUAGGUCUUUAUUCUUAGAUAAUUUAUUAAAAAUGGCUAAGGUCGACAUGGAAUUAAAAAAAGCUUUCACAGAGUUACAAGAAAAACAGCUAGAAACUACACAGAAGUUGAGGAUAGCAGACAUUCAAAUAGAAAGUCUGAAAAGAACAAAACAGCAUGCGUCAAUUACCGAAAGAGAAAUCAGUUCUUUAAAUGAAGGCACCAGGACUUAUGAAUCUGUAGGCAGAAUGUUUUUAUUAACUCCCAUUGGAAUGGUGAAACAAAAUUUGAAAACCAAGCAAAGUACUGCAGAAGAGAAGAUUAAAGUAAUAGAGAAUAAUAAAACAUACUUGGAAAAUUCCCUUAAGGAGGCAACAAAUAGCUUACGUGAACUAGUACAAACUAAAAAAGAAUCUUGAACAGUUGUAACUUAUAUUUAAUUUAUUGUAUGAAAAUUGUACUGACAAUUUAAAAUCUCAAUAUAACAUUGAAUUAAA
Messenger RNA from Diorhabda sublineata, 513 nucleotides. Its product is annotated as prefoldin subunit 1. Lineage: Eukaryota; Metazoa; Arthropoda; Insecta; Coleoptera; Chrysomelidae. Bases 70 to 435 code for a protein of 121 amino acids. The transcript is spliced from 3 exons. Gene Ontology annotation, molecular function: protein folding chaperone. Gene Ontology annotation, biological process: protein folding. The record is from RefSeq and is a predicted model, not a curated record. Gene Ontology annotation, cellular component: cytoplasm; prefoldin complex.